Messenger RNA from Raphanus sativus (radish), 1451 nucleotides. RefSeq lists its product as uncharacterized. Bases 1 to 1440 code for a protein of 479 amino acids. The transcript has 6 exons. The record is from RefSeq and is a predicted model, not a curated record. Lineage: Eukaryota; Viridiplantae; Streptophyta; Magnoliopsida; Brassicales; Brassicaceae.
AUGCAUAUUGAGAAGAACUUUUUCGACAACCUGAUGAACACGAUCCUUAACGUUCAAGCGGCCAAAGAUGCGUUCUUUGAUUGGAUUUCAAAGGAUGUGGAAUUUCCAGACGGUUAUGCAUCUAAUUUGGGUAACUGUGUCGACAGAAGGGAAGGAAAGUUUACCGGCUUAAAGAGUCACGAUUGCCAUGUAAUGAUGCAGCGCCUCCUUCCGUUCGCCUUCAAGGAACUAUUACCAAAGAAUGUUUAUGAAGCAGUUGCCGGGAUAAGUGCUUUCUUCCGAGAUUUAUGCACGAGAUCAGUUACUCCUGAAUGUAUUGAAAACUUGAAGACUAACAUAGCCGUGAUUAAGGUAGAAGGUUCUAUAGUGGCACAGUUUAUCAGAGCAGAAACUUCAAACUUUGCGGAGCACUACUUUCCAGGAGAAGUGCAGACGAAAAGCAGAAAACCCGCUCGGCAUGAUGAUAGAGGCGAAAGGGCAACAUAUUAUGUUACGGUUCCAGACAUCUUCACAGAUGUUGGACGACUCAGCGGAAAACCAAAGAACCGUCAACUUACUGAAGAGGAACACAGUCAAUUGCAAAUAUAUUUGCUCACCAACUGCGAAGAUGUUUUUCAAUACGAGAGGAUUUUCAUGGCGGAAAAGCGGUUCGAAUAUAGACACGCCACAGAGGAGGAACUAGAAGCACUGAAGAUGAGAGAAUUUGCUGGAUGGAUGCGUACUUAUGUGUCUGAUGGUAUGGCCAGAGGUGAAACAAUUAAUGAUUGGCUACGCGAGAUGAUUUGGGGCCCAAAGUAUGUUGUGAAGUCAUAUCCGAGAUUUGCUUCUCGGGGAUAUGCAUUCACAACUUCUAAGAGGAGACGUUCGAGUAAGACUUAUAAUGCUGGCGUUUGCUCUGCAGCUGGAGAUGAUGUAUACUACGGAAACAUACGCGAGAUUUUGGAAAUCGUGUAUCCGGGCAUGGUUGGAUUGCGGUGCACAGUUUUCUAUUGUGACUGGUACGACAACACUCCGGAUCGAGGUGUCACAACAGAUGCAUUUGGUGUCACAUCAGUACAUUCGAGGCGAAAACUGCCAUAUUAUGAUCCUUUCAUUCUUGCUUCUCAGGCCGAUCAGGUUUGUUAUAUCAAAUACCCCCGGGUUACGAACAGAGAUGAUCCAUGGGUUACUGUUACAGCACUCAACCCGAGAAGCCGAGUUCAAGGAAGUUCUGAGUUGGAAGACCCACUCCAACCAAACACAUCCGGCAACUUAAGUGCAGCAGGAGAUGUAGCUGCAGUUGAUCUUGUUAUCGAUUUCACCGAUUUUGGAGACGAAGCCGUUGUUCACGUCGAAGAUGAACCAGAGAUUGGAGAGUUUCACCAAGAUCCAGAUUCAGAUUCAUCUGGUGGUGAUGAUGGUGACUCGGGUUCAGAGGAUGAACCAGAGAUUGGAGAGUAGUAUAGUUUUUU